This is a messenger RNA of Solanum dulcamara, 1706 nucleotides long. Its product is annotated as glutamate-1-semialdehyde 2,1-aminomutase, chloroplastic. Lineage: Eukaryota; Viridiplantae; Streptophyta; Magnoliopsida; Solanales; Solanaceae. The transcript is spliced from 3 exons. Gene Ontology annotation, biological process: tetrapyrrole biosynthetic process. The record is from RefSeq and is a predicted model, not a curated record. Gene Ontology annotation, molecular function: transaminase activity; glutamate-1-semialdehyde 2,1-aminomutase activity; pyridoxal phosphate binding. Gene Ontology annotation, cellular component: chloroplast. The coding region runs from base 93 to 1541 and encodes 482 amino acids.
UAUCAUAAGUCAAGAAUUAGAGGAAAACCCAUUGCAAGACCAACUCAAGAAUACUCAAAAAGAGAGAGAGAGAGGAGGAAGAGUUGGUAACAAUGGCUGCUGUAACUGGUGUAGGGCUUUCAUGGCCAUCAAAAUUGACUAAAACUCAAACAUCCAAAUGGGGUUUCUCUCCAUCUCACCGUCGAUGCAACCCAUCAUCUUCUUCUUCUGCUGCAACCAUUAGAAUGACUGCCUCAGUUGAUGAGAAGAAGAAAACUUUCACACUUCAGAAGUCUGAAGAAGCUUUCAACAAAGCCAAGGAGUUGAUGCCAGGAGGUGUAAAUUCCCCUGUCCGUGCUUUCAAGUCAGUUGGCGGACAACCUAUUAUAAUUGACUCUGUGAAGGGCUCUCAUAUGCGUGACAUUGAUGGUAACGAGUACAUUGACUAUGUUGGUUCAUGGGGUCCAGCUAUAAUUGGUCAUGCAGAUGAUGAGGUGCUAGCAGCAUUGGCUGAAACAAUGAAGAAAGGAACGAGUUUCGGCGCUCCAUGUCUCCUUGAAAAUACACUGGCAGAGAUGGUUAUUUCAGCUGUUCCAAGCAUAGAAAUGGUUCGAUUUGUCAACUCUGGGACAGAAGCAUGUAUGGGAGUACUACGGCUGGCUCGUGCUUUCACUGGCCGUCCUAAGAUCAUCAAAUUCGAGGGUUGUUACCAUGGUCAUGCUGAUGCAUUUCUUGUUAAAGCAGGCAGUGGCGUUGCCACCCUCGGUCUCCCCGACUCCCCAGGAGUUCCGAAGGCAGCUACUUUUGAUACUCUGACCGCACCUUACAAUGACAUUUCUGCUGUUGAGAGCCUCUUUGAGGAGCACAAAGGAGAAAUUGCCGCUGUAAUUCUGGAGCCUGUAGUCGGAAAUGCUGGCUUCAUCCCACCCAAGCUAGAAUUUCUUGCUGCCAUUCGCAAGAUCACCAAAGAGAAUGACACACUUCUUAUUUUCGACGAAGUUAUGACUGGAUUUAGGUUGGCAUAUGGUGGUGCUCAAGAGUAUUUCGGAAUAACUCCAGAUUUGACAACCCUUGGGAAGAUUAUUGGUGGUGGCUUGCCAGUAGGUGCAUACGGAGGAAGGCGAGAUAUUAUGGAGAUGGUAGCACCUGCAGGACCAAUGUAUCAAGCUGGCACCCUAAGUGGAAACCCAUUGGCCAUGACUGCUGGAAUUCACACGCUUAAGCGGUUACAGGGACAGGGAAUAUACGAACACUUGGACAAGAUCACAGGUGAACUUACACAGGGAAUCUUGGAUGCUGGAAAGAAGACCGGUCAUGCAAUGUGUGGUGGGUACAUAAGGGGGAUGUUUGGCUUCUUUUUCGCUGAUGGUCCCGUCCACAACUUUUCGGAUGCAAAGAAGAGUGAUACAGAAAAAUUUGGCAGAUUCUAUAGGGGGAUGCUGGAGGAAGGUGUUUAUUUUGCACCAUCACAGUUUGAGGCUGGAUUUACUAGCUUAGCACAUACUCCAGAGGAUAUUCAGAGGACUGUAGCUGCAGCUGAAAAAGUUUUGAAGCAAAUUUAACCACUAGACUUUCUUCUUUUUGUAUGCUAGGUGGAGAUUUUUCCUUUCCAAGUUUUUGUUGUGUUGAAUAAAAGGUGAUUUGUAAUGACAAGUUUUGUAGCAUAUUGUUUAUUCAGAAACAUGCUGUACCAUUUUACCUCCUUUAUUUAAAGCCAUUUUUAGUCA